GGAUGUGUCGUGUACACACAGAAACACUCAUCAGCGCUUCACUUCCACUCGUUAGGAAUCAAACGUGUACUUUAUAAACAGGGAAUACACUGAGGAGAAUCUGGAGACAUGGCGUAUCUAACGACGAACCCGGCGGAUAAAGAGCGGUUUAUGUGUAUUUAUCCAUCGUACAUCAACAGUAAAAAGACAUUAGCAGAAGGCAGAAGAAUCGCUGCAGAGAAGGCUGUGGAGAACCCGUCCUGCACUGAGAUCCGAGAUGUUCUGGUCGCCGCUGGACUCAAUGUUCUGGUGGAGAACAAGAUGUAUCCGCGCGAGUGGAACCGAGAUGUGCAGUUCAGAGGGAGAGUUCGCAUCCAGAUCAAACUCGAGGACGGAAGUCUCUGCCAGGAGAAGUUCGCGUCCAGAAAGGACGUGAUGUUUUACGCGGCGGAGAUGAUCCCGAAACUGAAGAGCCGAACGCAGAAGAGCGGCGGAGCCGAGGCCGGAGCCCAGCCGGGGGAGGGGGGGAAGAAAGGGAAGAAGAAGAAGAAGUAGAGGAUGAGGAGGGUCACCGCAUCGCGCCUCCAUUUUGUUUCUCCGUUGACGGACUCCAGACGGACGCUUUCAAUGAUAAACACUUUCGUUUAAACAUCAGAUUUUUGUUUUUUGAUCUUUUACUUUCAGGAGACAGAGUUUUGUUAAUCACUCAUGAUGGAUUGAGUUUAAACGAGCGCUGACAGAGCUUGAAAUACUCGUGUGUGUGUGUGUGUCGGAUCAGUGUUUGGGCGUCCUUCACUGCACCUGUUCAGAGCCUGAAUAUUUCCAUCUGUCGUUUGUGAGUGUGAAAUAAAGAGAAUCGAACACAGCUCA
This is a messenger RNA of Pimephales promelas (fathead minnow), 849 nucleotides long. RefSeq names its product signal recognition particle 19 (gene srp19). Gene Ontology annotation, biological process: SRP-dependent cotranslational protein targeting to membrane; SRP-dependent cotranslational protein targeting to membrane, signal sequence recognition. The record is from RefSeq and is a predicted model, not a curated record. Gene Ontology annotation, molecular function: 7S RNA binding. Gene Ontology annotation, cellular component: signal recognition particle, endoplasmic reticulum targeting. NCBI's taxonomy places the organism in Eukaryota, Metazoa, Chordata, Actinopteri, Cypriniformes, Leuciscidae.